AUGGGCACGUUUGUUGGACACAUAGUUCCCGGGUUUGCACUCACCCUCCUUGGUUUAUGGCACACCAUCAACACUAUCAGAUCUUAUUUUCUGAGAGGCCCUAGUAACUUUAGAGUAAGGUUUUGGCACCCAUUCAAUUCCCCUCUUUCCAAACUCAAACACUUGGAGCUCAUUUUCAUCUUAUCUUUCUCUGUAUUGGCAAUUUUCAUGCAAGUUUUAGACUUCCCUUUUCUUCAACUCUCUUUCAAGCUCCACAACUUGGAGCAUGCAACUAUGUUCCUCCACCUAGUCGUAUUUGCAGGAUUUACGCUUUGUGCUGAGUUGAUUCAUCCGUUUCAGACCCUAUCCGGGGUUGUUGGAAUGCUAGUAGCAUCUGUUUUCUGUCAAGAGCUUUUCCUACUUCAUUUCCACUCUGCUGACCAUGUUGGUCUUGAAGGGCAUUACCAUUGGCUGCUGCAGCUCAUAGUGUUUGUUUCUGUCAUGGCAGCUUUGGCAGCAACUUGUUGCCAAACCAGUCUUCCUGCAGCACUUGUUCUUUCAAUUUCAGUGGUAUUUCAAGGUUGCUGGUUUAUGAACAUGGGGUUUUUGCUCUGGGUUCCUAGGUUUGUUCCAAAGGGGUGUGUUGUCCAUUAUGUAGAGGGCACCAAUGAUACCAUGCUUGGAGCCGUAACUUGUCAGUCAAGUGCGGCUGAUUUUAGGGCAAGAGCAUUGGCCAACUUGCAAUUUAGUUGGAUACUUUCUGGAAUUUUGAUAUUCACAGGUUGUACAUGCCUGAAAUUUGCUGUCAAAUGCAUUCCAAGGGACCUGCCAAUAGAGUAUGAGCAACUCCAUAGCAGAGGAGCAGAUGUCCCUAUAGUCAUAAAUGAUUUCAAGGAAGCUCAUCCAUAGAAUAUUUAGUAGUCAAUAAGAGCAAGUCCGAUGUUCUUUGCAAGGACAACAUAUAUGACACUUGAUUUCUGGGAUCAAUAAUAUAUCAAAAUUGGGCUGGAGUAGCUCUUUGAUA
Prunus avium (sweet cherry) is the source of this 1003-nucleotide messenger RNA. NCBI's taxonomy places the organism in Eukaryota, Viridiplantae, Streptophyta, Magnoliopsida, Rosales, Rosaceae. The record is from RefSeq and is a predicted model, not a curated record.